ACACCUCCACACUCCAACAAGCGGAUGUGUUUUACUUAGCCUUUUCUCGCACUUUCUGUCUUCCCUCCUCUACCUAUGACCGACUGUCUUUCAGCGGCUGCUUCUGUAUUUUUUACAUCUGUGAUGGCCUAAUUAUCUGCCACUUUUCUUUCCUGCGUUGCUGUGGGCUUCAACUUGUUGUAGCUCAGUUGUAACAGAUAAUUUUGUCAGCGUUUAAAGUCGGUCUUUUCAACACGGUGACGUCUCACAGGCAGCAGCCGACAUCCGCCCGUUAAAGAUUGGGGUGGCUGACAAGGAGACCGUCCCAAUUCACCGAUUAACAUCGGUACCGGCAGAUUGAUGGUCAGUGAGAGGACCGAAGAGAAAUCCCCUGAGCUGACCAUGCUGCUGCUGAGAGCAAGAGGAAGGAAGUGAGAUGAGCCGAGAUGGCCUAAAGAACCAAGAGGUUGCGUAAAUCAUCCGCUUCAGAGGAGCGGGCUGCAUAUGAGACCUUUGAGACAACAUUGAUCAGUUCAGUUCACUGAGAGCAACUCUGCUUGUUUCAUCAGUGAAUGUCUGAGCAUAGCCUGUGAUGAAAACCGCCAGCAGUGUACGAAAGCACAGCCCACACUUGAGGACCUUACAUCCUGCUAGCCUGGCAGAAAAACCUUGACUUUUUCUUUGAAGAACCCAAGACAACCUGAGAGGCUUGUUAAUCGACGGCAACCAUGAACGGCCUGACCGAACUGUCUGUGAAGUGUGUUCUGGUCGGGGACUGUGCGGUCGGCAAGACGGCUCUGCUGGUCCGCUUCACCUCCGAGACGUUCCCAGAUUCGUACAAGCCCACCGUGUUUGAAAACACGGGCGUUGAGGUGUACAUGGAUGGGGUCCAGAUCAGUCUCGGGCUGUGGGACACGGCGGGCAACGACAACUUCAAGCAGAUCCGGCCGAGGUCGUACCAGCAGGCAGACGUCGUCCUUAUGUGCUACUCAGUGGCCAACCCCAACUCCCUAGCCAGCAUCCAGCGCAAGUGGAUUGCAGAGGUCCGGGAGAACCUGCCCAGGGUGCCAGUGCUGGUGGUGGCCACUCAGACGGACCUGAGGGAGGUGGGAGUUCAUCGGGGCAGCUGCAUCUCGCCGGCGGAGGGGAAACGUGUAGCCCAGGAGGUGCACGCUAAGGGCUACCUGGAGUGCUCUUCCUUGAGCAACCGCGGUGUGCAGCAGGUGUUUGAGUACGCUGUGAGGACAGUUUUUAACAAGCACAAGAAACGGGAAAGGAGGCGCAUGUUCAGCAUGAACCAGUGCAAAGUGUUUUGACCUUUGACUAUGAUCUUGCUGCCGUUUUUUUUUUUUUUUUUUUUUUUCAGAUAUGCUGUUCAAACUCAGUCAGCCAUGACAAGAUGUAAGGACCCAAACAUGACUUCCUGACAUACUAGGCUGUACUUCACUAAUACCCCCCAAAAAACUCAAACAUAUUUCAACUGAGAACACUGAAAACAAAAUUUGACGUCACUGACCGAGAAACCAGCAUAUGGGGUGGACACUUUUCUUCAGGGAUCAAGUCAUAAAUGUUUGUUCUUAUAAAUGUAAAACAGAAUAUUGUUUUUUGUAUUUAAAGAGAAAAGGUUGUUUUCGUCUCAGACUAGGAUUUACUUUAGCAAGUGAACUUUUUUAUUGAAAUUUUAAAAAAAUAUGCUUCUCUACUAACACAAAUACAUUAAUGCAGUAUUUUUUUGGAUGUGGCUUCAUGAAGCCGGAACAAUGUCAUUCCAGAUGUUUCUAAAUCAGGUUUAAUGAAAUUCCAGGUCCCUUACCAUUACUUUGUGAUUGCGUGAGCAACAGAGUGUGCUUUAUUCAGUCAGAAAUCAUUUAAAUUAUGUUGGAAAUACAUUUCAGCUAAAAAAACAAAAUGAACCCUUUUGUGGAGUACAUUCUAUAAUUUUGUUUCUAGAGAAAUGUUUUGUCAGGUGGCCUAAAAAUAAAAUGUUUUUCAUAAAUACAUCGCAAAGCCCAAAAUUAUUUAUAUCCCUGGCAGACUCAGGUUUAAAGUAAUGUUUUGUUUUUUCGAACAUGUUUCAUCUGAAUCGAAGCAAUUACAUCGUUUUGGAGCGGCCUAGUCAGAGUUCUGACCUGUCCUCAGAAUCUGAAGGGGAGCUAAAGAUUAGGGUGAUGGCAAAGAGGCCCUCCGGCCCCAGAGAUCUGGAGCUCAAAACUAGAGAUGCAAAGUGCUGGUUAGCAAUUAUGUAGUAGUUUUUUUUAAAAUUGAAAAUAAUAUAUAUAAUUUACAUUACACCAUUUUUAAAUAAAAAUUUUUAAACAGGUGAAUAGUUUUUUGUAUCGAUACUCCUUUUCCAUUGUUUUGUUACCUUUCGAGAGACGUCCGUCUCAUUUCCGAUCAUUGACAAACUUCUCAGAUUGUAGGAAAAUAAUUUUAAAUCUAAACAUGUCGGAGGUGCUAAUAUUUUUGAGCUGUAAAUCAAAAAUAUUAUGUUUUAAAAAAAAAUAAUUUUAUAUAAGUUCUGAACCAGCUAAAGAAUAAAGUGGGAAAAAAGGUGUUUCUUUUUAGAAACAUUUAUCUAUUCAGUCAUUUUUGAAAAUGACAUUAAAAAUCAGAAGCAUAAUGUGUGUGAUAUAUUUUCUUUUCUUUCUAAUGUUCAAAUUUCUUCAUGUCUUGACGAAACAAGCGACAAGCUAAAGCUUAGCUUCAGUGAACAUAAUUUUUAGUUUUUGCUUGCAGACUGUCUAAGGUUUGAGCAAAUGCCUGAAAUGAUGUUCCUGCUAUAAAUUUCAAUAAUUCCAGUGUACAAGAAUGAAAAGAAAAUAAUUUGUGGGUUUUCUGUGAAGUCUUUCUGUCUUUCUUGGUUUUGUUGGAUGUUCUUGGAUUGAAUUUCAACAUGUAGGAACCAGACACUGUAAAAUGUUACAUUUAAAUCCUUAUUGUAAACACUUGGUUCAGUAUUUUUUCUUGCACCAACAUUUUUUGUGAUAUGAAUUUAUUUGUGGUGCAAGUCUUUAACAUUAAAAUAUAACAUGCAUUGUGGGAUUUUAAACUGUUUUAUCAU
Poecilia reticulata (guppy) is the source of this 3040-nucleotide messenger RNA. RefSeq names its product ras homolog family member H (gene rhoh). Gene Ontology annotation, biological process: small GTPase-mediated signal transduction. The record is from RefSeq and is a predicted model, not a curated record. NCBI's taxonomy places the organism in Eukaryota, Metazoa, Chordata, Actinopteri, Cyprinodontiformes, Poeciliidae. Gene Ontology annotation, molecular function: GTPase activity; GTP binding.